AUGUUGGCAGCAGAUGCUCCAAAAUAUGGAAUUUGUGCGGUAUCACUGGAUUGGUUUUCGGCCAGUUUAAAAACAACUCCUUCCCAAAAAACUCGCUCACUCUCAUUAACGGAGAAAGAUUAUACCAUCUCGGUUCAUCCUAACAGUCACCUCCAACGCUGGGCCACUAGAGUUUUAUGUUACGAUUUCAGCAUGAAAUGCAAACUAAUGGAAACUUUUUGCCAGGCUAAUUCACCAUCACGUCUAACGUUCCAAUAA
Opisthorchis viverrini is the source of this 258-nucleotide messenger RNA. RefSeq lists its product as hypothetical. NCBI's taxonomy places the organism in Eukaryota, Metazoa, Platyhelminthes, Trematoda, Opisthorchiida, Opisthorchiidae. The transcript is spliced from 2 exons. The coding region runs from base 1 to 258 and encodes 85 amino acids. The record is from RefSeq and is a predicted model, not a curated record.